This is a messenger RNA of Raphanus sativus (radish), 1340 nucleotides long. RefSeq names its product adenylylsulfatase HINT3. The record is from RefSeq and is a predicted model, not a curated record. Gene Ontology annotation, molecular function: adenylylsulfatase activity. The transcript has 7 exons. NCBI's taxonomy places the organism in Eukaryota, Viridiplantae, Streptophyta, Magnoliopsida, Brassicales, Brassicaceae. The coding region runs from base 527 to 1006 and encodes 159 amino acids. Gene Ontology annotation, biological process: purine ribonucleotide metabolic process; sulfur compound metabolic process.
AGAUAUCUAAGGAAGUUUUUCUUGUUUUAUAUUAAAAAUAAAUUUAUUUAUUUAUUUAUUUAAUUGGAUAAUUAAUAAAAAUUAAUAUAACAAAUCUGGUUAAAAUAAUGACAAAUUUUUAAAAUAGUAUAUAUUUAAUCUCAAUUUAAAUAUUUGAAGUAAAAACACUAACAUAUACUAAUAAGUAUUUGUAAGAUAAUUAUAUCUGCAAGUGCAGACGUAACAUCUACUUUCUUACAAAAAUGCAUAAAUUAUUAUUUAUACUUCAAUGAUAAUAGUAAUUGUUAAAAAAUGUGAAUGGUGCUGCUAAUCAUAUUAUUAAUUAGUAUUGUUAAUGUAGAAAACAUUAUUAUGGGAUUUAUAACUGAAUUGGCUUAUGAACAAAACGAGAAGACAGAGUCAAUCACAUGGAUGGUUGUGGAUAAAACAAAAACACCACUCUCCAUAGUCCAUACACCAUCCUCUCAAUCUUUCUUCAUCCUCACUGUUUGUUUGCUAUCGAAGAAUCGUUUCUGUUCUAGUUUCAAUGGAAGCUAGAAGGCUCGGGAUCCUCUGUUCCCACCUCAACCCAUCUUCUCCGUACACGACGCGAGACUCCAUUCUCAGGGCUUCCGAUUGCACCUCAGGUUCAACCAGCGACGAGAAAGUCGACUCAUCCAAUCUCCAAAACGACUGCGUUUUCUGCAAGAUUGUCCGUGGCGAGUCUCCGUCUCUAAAGUUGUACGAGGAUGACAUGUGCUUGUGUAUUUUGGAUACGAGCCCACUUAUCCAUGGGCACUCUCUUAUCAUUCCAAAGUUACAUUAUCCAACCUUAGAGCAAACUCCUCUCUCAGUAGUUGCUGCCAUGUGUUCCAAAGUGCCUCUCAUCAGUAAUGCCAUUGUUAAAGCUACAGACAGUGACUCAUCACUGAACCAAGAUUCUAACUCUCAUCAGAUUCAUUUAACUUACUUGUUAACAACGGAGCAGCAGCUGGGCAAGUCAUAUUUCACACGCACAUUCACAUAAUCCCACGUAAGGAACGUGACUGUUUAUGGGCUUCCGAGAGCUUGCGGAGACACACGAUGAAACUGGACAAGGAAGCAACUCAACUGGCGUUGCGUAUUCGAGAACAGUUGUGUAGUGUUCCCAAAGAACAGAUGGUUCAGCCUUCAUCUUAAGUCCCUUUUCAAGAGACCCAUUGUAUAAACACUUUUGCCAACCAAGGGGUAUAUUCUGUAUAGUUCAUAUUCAGAGGGCUUUUUUUUUGUAUUUCUAAAUAACAAUUUAAUUCAUAUUUGUAUCUUUGUUUUCGGAAUACUCCAAAGCAAAAAACAAAAAAAAGACUAGUUUCAGUGAGCCA